CCUCCGGGUACUCUUUUCCAUUGUUGGAGCAGUUGCAUUCGCAGGAAUAGACGAGAAGCGAGAAUCCAGUCACGCGAGGAAGCAAGGGACCCGGCACCAUCGUGUCCUGCCCGAGGACCGCGCAGAUCCUACCAGAGAGUAAGUGGGAUGAGACCAUACACACACACUCACAGAGGAGGUCAGGCAGCCAGACCGAUGAGAAGGGACCCAGGUCCGAGGGUGGGCGAGUGCACACAGACCAGGCAGACGGGCCAGGGAGGUGUCGGCAUGUGCGCAUCACUGCCAUGCACAUCGCAAGGCAACACCCACCAGAGACUGAGGGGGACAGACAGGCACAGCACGCAGCACAAACUGUCAUGAGUGGUGUCCAUGGCUGGGUGGAGGCAACCUGUCCGCCCUUCUCAUGUCUGUGUGUCGGCUUGUGUCUUGUGUGUCAGGAUGCGUCGCGUCGAGGGCUUUCAGCAAGACUCAUCGCAAGACAAGAACCAUCAGCAAACAUUCCUUGGUCAGUCAGUGACACACGCGACUGCUGUUCGUGCGUCAGCCAACUGACGUGGUGUGUGGCUGUCUUCGCCCUGCGUGUGUGUGUGCCUUGUGCGUGUGUCAGGUGGUCGUGAUGGCCAUCACCGGCCUGCACCGUUCUCAGGGGGAGGGCGCACACCUGCACCGCUGAGACCGCACAUACACAAUUACACCGGUACGCAACCACACUCAAGAGUGCUCAGUCAGUCAGGCAGGGGAGGGGAUACAUCCAUCGUCUGUGUGGAUGGAUGGUGGUGUGAUGUGUGCAGCUUCCCAGGGUUCCGAUUCCUACGGCGGGCAGCCACUCUGGGGCAGCGAGAGGGACAGGUACGGGCACACACAUACACAUACACAUAUACAGACGCACCAUCAUCCUAUAUAUGUGACAGGGGCCCGUCAUCCUCCCAUCUGUCUGGCGAUCGUGCGUUCCACCCGCCGCCACCACACCGUCCCCUCACCACACCCCGCCACCCAUCACAUCACCAGGGCAUGCCGUUCAACAGAGAAGGGGAGCACACCAGUGGAGAGGGCGGCCGGCCGUCACAGCAGCAGGAGCAGGCCACAGGUGGCCUCAGGAAGUGGACAGGCAUGAUGGAGGAUGACGACGCAGGUGAGUGGGGUGGGAUGGGGCGUCCCCACUCACUCAUGCUCAUUCUCAUGCACCUCACCUACAUGACAUCCAUAUUAUGGUUGGCGGUCUGUCCUUCUGUGCAUGCAGGUCACGAGCAGAGGGCCGUGCGUCCAUUCCUGCCUCCCCGCCUCCCCUUCUCGAUACCGAGAGGUGGCUUUCCCCCACCGAGAGGCCGGGGCUUUGGGCCGCCCGGCAUGGGACAGGGACGGCCGAACGGGCCGGAAGGUCGUGUGCUGCCCAUGAAGCAGCAAGGGAUGCACCAUUCUCCGCACUACCCGGGGUGGCAGGGCGACAGUGGUCAUAGCCCCAUCAAUCUACCAGGCGGCGGCCGGUCAGGACAUGGCUCCCAGUCAUCCCACGAGGCGGGCUAUCGCCCGCCCGUCUCCGGCAACCAUCCUACCAAGGGCUUCCCGCAGAGCCAGCCCUUCCAGCAGCAGCAGCACAUGCAGGGGCUGCAGCACGGUGGCUCGCAGAUGAGGAUGGGCCAGCAGCAGCACCAGCAGCCGCCCCCCGGGUCGCCCUACCCCCGCCGGCCCGAGCAGCAUCGCAGCCCGGGAGAUGGGGCCGUCCGUCAGUCUCAGCCGCCACCCCUAUCGCAGGUCCCACCGCCGUUCGGGCAGCCGCCCCUUCCACCGCCCCAGGAGCGGUACACACACGCUCAUGGGUCCCAGGAGUUGCCCGAGUCGCCCGAGUCGUCCUGUGAGGGGCCGCCCACUCCGCAGCCGCGCAGUCCGCCUGACUUCGAAGGACCGAUGUUUGAUUUCGACGAGCCGGCAGAGGCCCAGCAGCAGCAGGUGCCUGGUUUCGCUCCGUCGCCCCCCGACCAGCAGCCCCAACAGCAGCAGCAGGGCGGAGGUCAUGCUCAGGUUGGGGGAGGGGCGAGUGCGAGCGCAAGCGGUCUGAAUGCCGACGCUGCUCCGUUAGCUGGGGUGUGCGAGGGGGUGGGCGGCGGUGGCGUUGUUCUCCAGCAGAUGGGCGAAUUGAUCAAUGGAUCGAUGCAGGGUGAGCAAUGGAUGAACCAGACAGACAGAGAGACAGAUCGACAAACGGGAGGGAGGAAGGGAGGGAGGGAGGGAAGCGCACCACACACCCACACCGUGUGUGUGUUGUGCUGUGUAUGUAUGUGUUGCGUUGUGCCUAUCUAUCAGGUAUGCAGUACGCGCAUAGUCAGAAUGGUGACGGCUCCCAGGCGACCAUGUCGUCCCCCACACCCCAUGCCUCCAACGACUACCCCCUCCAGGACCCAUCUGCUGCAGGCGGCAUGGCAUUGCCCAACCAGAUGCAGCCCCCCGACGGCAGCAUGUCCAUCGACUCAUCGCAGGCGAGCCCCGUGGCCGCUCCUGCCAUCCAGCAGGCCGGUGCGUUCGGUCACGCCGGCUUCCCCACAUGGCCUCACCACGUUGCGAUGCAAGGCAUCGCCAGCCAGGGCAUGGCAGUCCAGCAGCAGCAACAACAACAGCAGCAGCAACAGCCGCAGGGAGGCGACAUGGCCAUGCAGCAGCAGCAACAACCCCAGCCACAGCCCCACCAACAGCAGGAGCAGGCGGACGUGUGGCAGCAGCAGCAACAACUUCCCCAGCCGCAAGGCCAGGCUCAGAUCCAAGGGCAGCAGCUCGCUGGUCGUGGCGUCAAGCAGAACUUUGGCUCCGACGCCACACUCAUCACCCAGUGGUCCCACAGUGGGGACUCUGGAGGAGUCAACACGAAGAAACGCAUCGCAAACGCGCCUCUGCUGCAUGGCCCGUCACCGGCCCAGAAUCAGUCGGCGUCGGAUCUGCAGCUAGAGGCCCACUCCACCGCCGAUGGCCCCCCUGCUGGCCACCCCAUGGCGGCCUUCCACCCGUCUGUGCAGCAACAGCAGCAGCGUCCGCAACAGGAGAUUGCUGUGGGGCCUGCUGUCGAUGGCUUUGUGCUGGGCGGUGGGGUUCACGCCAGACCACAUGCAGGCAGCCCUGAGGUUCCACCGGCCCAGGUCAGAGCCCAGCAGCAGCAGCAGCAGCAGCGGCAGAAGGCGCCGACGGACGAGGCGAGAGGUUGCGGUCCCUUUCCCCCUCCAGUCAUCCUGCCGACGCCCGGGGAGCAGCCGCCUUACCCCGCACGGCCUGACCCGCUUCCUGCUGAUGCGGGUCAGGCCGCGGCGGUCCCAUCUCUGUCGGCUUCCGACAGCCGUCAGUCAUCGCCACCGGGGGGGCAGCACCAGCAGGUGGGUCGGGAGAGGGUCGAGAGGGAGCGGGACGACCGUGGGGCCCCAGGGUCUCCGAGACACGCGGCUCUUCCAUCGACCUCUGCUCUGGGCUCUGCUCUGGGCGGCGCCUCUGCGCCACCCGAUGACAUCGACCUCCCGCUCAAGUAUGCCAUGGCAGGGCCGAAGGAUUUGCAGGAGUACCACACCAUGCUGGUCAAACGAAUCGACGAGCACGAGGGGAUUGGCCGAGAUGCGAAAGCUAAGGCCAAGCGCAAUCUGCAGACACUCAUCGACCGCGUCAAGACAGAGACCUCCACAGAGCACUUCUGCCAGAUCUUCGGCAGUGGCAGCUGCGUGUACGUAGCAUCCCUGUCCAGCCUGUUUGGCGCGCGCGUCUAUCUCAUGAGCCUGACACCCGACAGCGAGCCCGUCUCGAUCUUCAACAGGCUCAGCACCGAGGUGCGGGACUGUCUCAAGGAGGCUGACGAGGUCGGCUGUGCGGCCCUCCGCACGAUGCUCGACGCGAAGGAUGAUCGCCAGGCAGAGGAGGAGGCCCAGGCGGCUGCCCACAUCACAUACAUGACAGGUCCCGACUUCCAGGACCGUUCAGGUAUGGGUGGGGGGAUGGAGGGAUGGAUGGAUGGAUGGGAGAGGGCGCAUUCCUGUCAAUUUGUCUUGAUGUGCCACCUUGUGUUUCAGUUCGGGGCCUCCGCAAGCUCAUAGCGAUCGGCCUGCACCUCUUCAAGGACGAGCCCAUCGAGGCCCGCCUGACCCUACUCGACAUGGUCAAGAUGAACCUCGAGAGCAGCAUCGAGGCCAACUACAUGGCUGACAUUCGCGUCCUGACGGACAGAAAGGGGAUUAUCCAGAUGUUCAAAAAGAAACUCGCGGAAAAAUACGGUGCGGGAACAGCAGAGGGGGAGGCAAGGAGGGAUGUGUGUUUGUGUAUGGGCUUCCUCAGAGUCUGAGAUGGAGCUGCAGAGCACAGAUGAGAUCUUCACGACGACCGGUAAGGAAGACAAAGACAACACCACAUCUAGCGGGGCAGGGCAGGGGAAGACAAAGGAGGGACGGAGCAUUGGGUUCGAUCUCUCUCUCUCUCUGUUUGUCAGGUGAAUCUGACAGGGCGACUUCGACAAGAGCGGCAGAAGCCAAAAAAAAGGCAACAGAAGACGGUAAGGCACCACCGCCAGAUGAGUCGCACGAAAGAAAGAGGCAGGGAGGCAGGGAGAAUCGAGUGUAUUCGUUCGCUGUGUGAUGUGUGUGUGUGUGUGUGUUUCCUCCUCAGUCGAGGCGAUCCGGGAAAAAUUGUCGUCUGCGUUCCCGUCAGACCCGAGCAAAGAGGAGAUCAAGAACGUCAACGAAUCCAUCAACCAAUCCAUCAUCGACAACUUCCACAGGACAGUGGCAGAGCCGAUGGGUACGUGGCCGACCGCUCCGCAGCUCUGCACUCGUGCACGCGCGCGCGCGCGUGUGUGUGUGUGUAUUUGGCAGCGAAGGCGGAGGUCGCCGCCCUGAGCGCUGACGAGGUCAUCAGUAGAUACGCAAGAGAUGUCGUCGAGAAGAGACGUAAGCAGGGGAUGGAAUGAGGGAAGGAGGGAGGGAGGGAGGCGGGGAAGAGCAGAAAGUGUCCGUCUGUUGUGUUUGGCAUGGCCCACAGAUGAGUACGCUGACGUUGCGGUGGUGUCGUUCGUCGUGUGCCGGCUCUUCGACAUCCCUGUUCGCAUCUGGAACUUCGUAAGUGACUCAACACAGGCAGACAACGCAUUCAUUUUCUUGAUCCGUGUGUGUGUGUGUGUGUGUGUCAGGACUUGUCGGAAUCGGGCACCACACACGGUGAGAUCCUCUAUCCGCCUGACCCGCACCAGUUCAACGCAGCCAAGGCCGCCCUCAAAGGCUACGCCAUAGAGAUCGCCCGCAAACAGAUCCCCAGCAAGCCAGGCAGCCCACUCGGCACAGAGCACGCCGACCUGCUCCUCAAGUGAGUGAUCCACACACGCGCUCACACACACACGGGGGGGCAGACAGUCUCUCGCUUGUGUGCGUGUCGCAGCCCGACAGUGGGGCAGAGGUUGAUCCAGUUCGUGACGGGCCAAGAUGGCCAUGAGAUGGACGCGGACUGCAUGUGUUCGAAGUGCUACUACCUGAAGAAGAUGAAGAUCCAUGUAAGCAAGAGCCCGCAGACAAGGCACACAGACAGGCACACAGCGACCAUGGAUGGAUGGAUGGAUGGUUCUGUCUGCUUUGUUUGCGUGUGGCAGACGGAUAUCAAGACGACGGACUACAGCUGUUUCUGCCGAGUGUGCCACGAGUGUGAAGAGCUCAAGAACGACUGGCUCAAACGCCAUCCAGGGGUAAUACCCACACACAUCAUAGCGCACCACACACAAAGGCAGACGUCUGUGGAUGCGUGCAGUUCGCCAGCACUGACAACUCAUAUCAGUGCGCAGCGUGUUCGGGGCUCCCGCUGGCCGACGAACCAUGCUGCAUGUGCCGCAAAAGCCCAUCCCUGCUCAAGAAGCUCUGCUGCGGCGAGGUGAGUCUGUUGACUAUGACGCACAGACACCUGCACACACACCAGAGUCGCCUCUCUCUGUGUUUGUGUCUUGGACGUGGUGCCAGAUCAUAUGUUACUGGUGUGCGAUGGACAUCAUUGUGGCGCGCGACGCCAGAGCGCGCGAAUCCACAGGCGAAGGGGAGGUACUACCACACACAACACACAGCACAGCACAGCACAGCGCAGCACAUCACAUCACAUCACAUCACAUCACACGCAGCCCAUGUCCGUCCGUGUGUGUGCCCAGCAGCUCAAGUGUGAGGCCAAGCCGAAGUGUGAGGCCUUCGCCAUCACCGACCUCAUUCCCGAGAAGGAGACCCGCCUCCUGCCGCCCCUGUGCGAGCUGUGCGGUGCGUCGAUCGCCACCGGCCUGCCCGACACCCAGAUCACCACGCAAACCAAGCGCCGCCCUGCCGGUGUCGUCUGCUGGCGGUGCUAUGAGACCGAGGCAAAAAAGGCCGAGAACCAAGGAGAGGUACAGUACCAACACAGACAUGCACAGACAUGCACAGGCAGCCAGGCAGGCAUGCACGUGUGUAUGUGUGUUUCCUAUGUGUGUCUUGCGUGCCCACAGACCACGUUCGUCAUCACGGCGGAGAGGUUCCCCAACUUCAAGGACAAGGUGUCGGUGUACGGCUUCCGCAAGGGACGUGUGAGGCUCCGCGGCCCCCGUGUCGCGCGCAGCAUCGGCAUCGACCUCGAGAAGUUUGCCAGCGACCAGUCGAGACGACUGCAGUACGAGGCGGAUGGGGGCAGGCGUGACGAGGCGCGAGGGGGCCUCACCGAGCAGAAAAUGCAGGCGGUGCUUGACGGGCAGGCUGCCACCGUGGAGGAUCAGAGGUCAGCAAGAGAGAAAGGCAGGGAGCAGGCAGACUCAUGCACCAUCGGCUAUUUCCUCUCUUGUGUGUCUGGGUGUGUUGACCUUGAUCAGCCAUCGCUUCACUGGCGAUGGGCCCGGCCCCAGUCACUCGCCUCAGCCGCCCAGCACGCCGUCCAACAUGCCGCCCCCACCGCAGCAGCAGCCGUAAGACCAUCCAUCACACGCCCUUGGUGUUCUCUGUAUCACUUCUGUGUUGUUUGUGGCAUGCGCAUGUGUGUGUUUCGGCGCCAGCAGCUCGGCCACACCUGUCUCCAAGGGAUUGGUCCUCAUCGAGACCGCCAAGCGACGGCCACUCGGCAAAGUGAGCAUUUCCCAGCGCUUUGGCUUCCCAGAACUCAUGGACAUCCUCAUCAAGACUGCUGGUCAGCCAGGAAGCGGGCAAUGACGAUGUGUGUGUUUCCACCAGUUAAUGUGUGUGUGUGUAUGUGUGUGUGUGUCAGGUUACAGCACUCAGUUGACGUACCAUGUGUCGACGCUGCCGCAAGGGCGGACGAAGAUCACCUUCUCCCGUCCGCCGCUGUACAUGCCCAGGCAAUACUUCGACAACGACCCCAAGGCCAUCUGGGAGUUUUUGCGAGACCUGUGCCACAGCCCAGCUCACAUAUUUGCAGACGAGUGUGAGCUGGACCGCAACUUCGCCACACUUGCACGCGCCUGCGGCAUUCUGAGCAACACCGUCAAUCGAUACCUGAUCGAGGCGGCCAGCGACGUGAGCAUCGCCAAGAUCCCCGACGCCUUCCAGCAGAGCGAGGCAUACAAAGACAAGAUAUACAGAAUCGUCAGGGUCAGCAAGAACAAACCCAAGAUAGACAGAGGCGGGAUGUCCAUCGAUGUGUGUGCACUCUGUCUGCAUGGCAUGCAGCUCGAUGAGAUGAUUGGCGGUCAGCUGAAGAUACUCGAGGCCCACAUGGCAGAGCGAGGGAUGCUGUAGGACAUCUUCGCCGGCCUCAUGGCCAUCUAUCAUCCCGUCCUCGAGACGCUGCGCAUCGAGGCAGACACGGUUGGCGACGUCGCCAACCAGAACCUCUACAAAGAGAUCAACCUGGUACGCCCAAUCCAUCCAUGUGCCCAUCCAAAUGUGCAUCUUAUGGUUUGUGUGUCUGUGUUGGUGGAUGGAUGCAGUUUGUCGUGCACUUGGCCGAGUACGUGCCCGAGUACGAGGAGUACUGCUUCAACGUGCACGAGCAGCUCUUCUUCAUGCGCUUCCAGACACUCGACCAGCAGCAGACUUCCUAACGCCGCCAUAUGGUGGCUAACGAGCCCCCCUCUGUCUACGGCGAGAACAGGAAGGCGCGCACUCAGGAGAAGAAGAUGCAGAAGCUGAGGGAGGAGGAUGCAGAUCAGAUGGUGGAGGGGCUGAAGGAGUGACUAGGCGUGUGUGAGAGGGUGGCUUAUAAGGUGGGGAGGUGCUGACCCACGAAAUCAUGUGAUGCGUCAGAAUCUUCUCCUUUCGUCUCCUGCUGCAGUCUAGUCUGGAUGGCUUGACUGU
Molecule: messenger RNA, 8264 nt
Organism: Vitrella brassicaformis
Lineage: Eukaryota; Vitrellaceae
Source: the annotation of a GenBank genome assembly